AUGCUCAGCCCACGCGCACUCUCGGACCUCGACCUCCCAGUCCCCGCGCCGUUCCCCCCGCGCUCCAUUCCCCUCCCCGGGCCCCCUCGCAGCGCCCUCGCCGACGAUGAUCACAUGAGCGUCUACAACGAAGACGACGAGGCGCUGGCGACGACCCGCAUCCCCCCGCUCCCGCCGGCGCCCAUGCUCAAGGACCUCGACUCGUUCAGCCAGGGCAGCGCCAUCGGCUCCUUCGACGCCAUGGACUACGUCCAGCCCGGCCAGGCCGAGGACAGCUACCAGUACGACAACGGGUACACGACGUACACGUACCCCGGCCCGGUGGACCCGGUCGACGUCGAGCGAUGGCGCAUCGGCGUCAUGCAGGUCGACCUCCACGGCCGCCGCCCGCUGCCCACUCCCCCGCCCGAGUCGGGCGACCGCGCCGCGAAGCGUCGUCGCGUUUCCGAGCUCCCCAGGGCCCACGACCACCGGCAGUUCAUCGUCGCGCCCGCCGCGCGUCAAGGCAGCUUGCAGCCCGACGUCGAGCGCCAGGCGCAGGCGCUCAAGAUCGAGCUCAAGGCGCGGCAGCCGGCGCUGGUCCGCGCCGCGAGCGCGCCGCCUGUGCUGGGGCGGUAG
Peniophora sp. CBMAI 1063 is the source of this 618-nucleotide messenger RNA. Lineage: Eukaryota; Fungi; Basidiomycota; Agaricomycetes; Russulales; Peniophoraceae. The record is from the annotation of a GenBank genome assembly.